AUGCCUCUUGAUACCAUCUACCUCGUCCGUCAUGGACACCGCAUGCACUGGACAAUAGACCAUGCAACAGGCACAUAUCACAGCAUCUUCCCAACCCCAACGGGCAACCCAGCAGACCCGACGCUCACGGCGCACGGAGUCCGACAAUCGCAAGAAUUAGCAGAUUAUUUCGUCUCAGAGAAGUUUCCUGGCCCGAGGCCGUGGAGGAUAUAUUCGAGUCCGUUUUAUCGGUGUUUGCAGACCAUUAGGCCGAGUGUUGAGGCGCUUGAUGGAGGGGACUAUGCUGGUGGGAAUAAUGCGGGGAGAGGGGAGAAGGGUGUUAGGAUUGAGAAUGGGCUUGGAGAAUGGUUCGGCGCAUCGACAUACUUCGAUCACCCAUCACCCGCCUCAGUAUCUGAGCUGUAUGAACAUUUCCCCACCAUCAUACCGGACCCUUCCACCAGUCCCGAACACAACAUCCACGUUAUCCCCUCAUCACGCGGCGAGACAAUACCACAACUUCACAACCGUGUAGCCACAGCUCUAGCAGCCAUCAUCGCGGACGCGGACGCGGACAUUCGCGCCGAAGAAGAACGAGAAGCUGCGAAAGAUAUAGACAACAAACCGAGCAGUAAAGCGAUCCUCAUAUGCUCUCACGCUGCUGCAUUGAUUGCCAUGGGCAGAGCGUUGACGGGGAAUAUGCCCGAGGAUCCUAAUACGGAUGAUUUUCAUGUUUAUACGGCUGGGAUGAGUACCUAUGUUCGACGACCGAAGACACAACAAGACGAAUACUACUCAAAAGAAGAGGGGAUGUCGUUGAUUGCAGCUGGAACGAAGCUCUUCCCAGAAUCUGAAGUGCGAGUACCGGUUUGGAAAGGUGGUAAGGGAGUUGGUGGAGGGUGGGAUUGUAUCGGGAAUUGUGAUUGUAGUUUUUUGAGUGGAGGGGAGGAGAGGGGUUGGCAUUUCAGUGGUGAAGAGUCUUUUGAUACAGGUUCAAUGGGUGCUGCGGAUGAGGCUGCUAAAUUAUAG
Talaromyces marneffei is the source of this 1008-nucleotide messenger RNA. RefSeq lists its product as uncharacterized. The coding region runs from base 1 to 1008 and encodes 335 amino acids. The transcript has 4 exons. NCBI's taxonomy places the organism in Eukaryota, Fungi, Ascomycota, Eurotiomycetes, Eurotiales, Trichocomaceae. The record is from RefSeq and is a predicted model, not a curated record.